This is a messenger RNA of Penicillium cataractarum, 1755 nucleotides long. Its product is annotated as fungal specific transcription factor domain-containing protein. Lineage: Eukaryota; Fungi; Ascomycota; Eurotiomycetes; Eurotiales; Aspergillaceae. Gene Ontology annotation, cellular component: nucleus. Gene Ontology annotation, molecular function: transcription cis-regulatory region binding; zinc ion binding; DNA-binding transcription factor activity, RNA polymerase II-specific. Gene Ontology annotation, biological process: DNA-templated transcription; regulation of DNA-templated transcription. Bases 1 to 1755 code for a protein of 584 amino acids. The record is from RefSeq and is a predicted model, not a curated record. The transcript is spliced from 4 exons.
AUGGAAGAAGUGUCGUUGUCCUCACCGCCAGCCGUGAUUGCCUUACGAGAAUCAUUUGGCGACCAAGAAGAUGUUACAUGGAAAGGUGCGGUUGUAAAAAAGAUCAAAAGACUCGAAGAUACAAUUGCAAAGAUUGCGGCCAAGGUCGACUUAUCCGACCUUGAUUUUCAACCGCGGCCGGAGGAGCCAGAAUCAAUGAGCCCGCCCGCUGUUGAGAUGGCCAAUGCAGAGCAACCAGCUAGCCCAGAACCGCAAUCAAGGGAAGAAAAGGAACCGACACAGACUUGGGAGGUAAUCAUGGAUCCUCACGGGGGUCCAGCAUCAAUACCAGCAUCCUGCCUAUCGGAGAAUAUCAGAGCGACAUUGCCAAAUAGCCUCCCAACUUCUCGGAGGCCGGAUUUGAUAUCAACAGGAAUCAUCACACUACGACAAGCAUUAGCCUUAUUUGAUACAUACCAUCUACGAUUGGAUCAUUUCUUGUAUCGCAUAUUGGGUGAUCAUAUCAGUUUGGAUUCGGUGCGAAUCGCAUCACCAUUAUUGACGGCAGCGGUCUGCACAGUGGGGGCUCUCCACUCGCCGUCCUUGGGUCACUUGUUUGAUACCUGUUAUGCAGAGUACAAAGACCUUGUGACCUCGCAAGUAUUCUCGAAAAAUGCAAACCCAGACGAUAUUCGGGGGCUUUGCAUUGGUGCGUUCUGGCUGCAUGAGCUUUCAUGGGCCUUGAUAGGAAACGCGGUUCGAGUUGCAUCCGAUAUAAAUCUUCAUAGUGGAAUCUACAAGGCUCUCAAAGGUGAUCGAGAAGGCUACGUCCAGGCUCGAAUAUACUACCUUGUCUACGUGUGCGAUCAUCACUUUUCCGUGGCGUACGGUCGGCCUCCAAUGUCUCGCGAGGGUUUUAUCAUCGAUUCCGCCAGUCGGCUGCUGGAUACUGAGCAUGCAACUGAGGAUGAUGCAAGAUUGAUCAGUCAAGUAAAAGAGUGGUCUAUUCUGGGCAAAGUAUUUGACACGUUUGGCGUCGAUGUGGAUACGGCGAUUGCCCCUGAAACGAUCCCCCAGCUACGCCGAUACUCGAUUGCAUUGGAUACCUGGUUUGCCGACUGGCAUGAGAGCUUCAGCGAGAACAGAAGAGUUGGAAACUAUCCUCAAAAGGGCGUGGGUUUCCACUUUCACUUUGCCAAACUUUACCUUUGUUCUCACACAUUCCGAGGCGUUCCCGCUGGUGAGAAUGCCACCCAAUGUUUCUCGCCCGAGUUGGAAGAAAUCGCCAAUGCCGGUGUUCUAUCCGCCAUGUCGAUUCUUCGAGUCAUCGUAUCUGACGCAGAAUUCCGAUCUUUCAUGAACGGUCUUCCUCUAUACUUCGACACAAUGCUCGCGUUCGCCGUCAUUUUCCUGCUCAAAGUGGCCACCAAAUACGCGGCCGUCAUCAGGAUUGAUACAUCCAAGAUUCUGUCACUCGUUUCCCAAACGGUGGUCGCUCUGAAGGCAACCACUCAAUCCAUGCAUCGACAACAUCUACUAGUCGUUAUAGCUGAGGGGCUUGAAAGGCUCCUCGUGAGAUGUCAAGUUCCAGUGCAGACAACACAAGAAUCAAUUUACCAUGCAUCGCCGGCAUUGGAGCAUCAUGCAACUUUCGAAACGGGAUGGAUGGAAAAUAUGGCGAGCUUCGAUUUUCAGACAAAUUUCCCUGACAUGGAUGACUGGUGGCUUCAUUAUAACAACUCAAUGGGUCCGGGUCGUGCCAUAGGACCAAUCUAG